UUUCACCAUUGACGUGAGCAACAGUGUUUUCCUGUUCUUCAACAGCAGUAUCAGCUCCGUGCUUUAGCUUGCCAAUCGUCAGAUUAUUCUUGAAAGCGUCUCUUUGGCAGCAUCAUCCCCGGGCUGCUUCUUACCAAGUUCGGGUCGACGAGUAAAAGCAGGUCGGGAUUAUGGAACAAGCGAACAGGUACCAAGUGUUGCAUAACGAGGAGGAAUCAUCGGAUGGUUCUACAUCUGUCAGUGAACAACAGCAGCAAGGGGCAUGUUCUUCAGCUACAGCACAGCCUGCAGCAGCUAACCAGGACCAAAGAGCAACACAAGAGGUGCAGUCAGGCUCUGAGGCUCCACCCCCACCAUAUGCAUCUAUUGACUUAGGAGCAACAGCUGCUUCACCUGAGACCAGUUUCCAGGGAGCGUUUCCUGUUCCUCCACCAUACAGCGUUGCAACGUCUUUGCCAACAUAUGAUGAAGCAGAAAAGGCCAAGGCAGCAGCCAUUGCUGCCUCCUCUGUGGAGGUGCUGACACGGGAUGAUGACUUCACUCCCAGAGAUGAUUUCAGUGACGCCGAUCAGCUAAGAGUUGGAAAUGAUGGCAUCUUCAUGUUGGCCUUUUUCAUGGCCUUCCUGUUCAACUGGAUUGGCUUCUGUUUGUCUUUCUGUCUGACCAACACCAUAGCAGGUCGAUAUGGUGCAAUCUGUGGUUUUGGCCUCUCCCUCAUCAAGUGGAUUCUUAUUGUCAGGUUCUCUGAUUACUUCACUGGGUACUUCAAUGGUCAGUACUGGCUCUGGUGGAUUUUCCUGCUGCUUGGUCUCCUGUUGUUCUUUAGAGGUUUUGUGAAUUAUCUGAAAGUUCGUAACAUGUCAGAGAACAUGGCCACAUCUCACAGGACACGUCUUUUCUUCCUGUACUAAGCAAAGAUCCAGACAAUAGGACUUGGUUUUCUGUAACAUCUUCAUCGCCAUCAUUCCUCACUAAUGUGAACUUCCUCUUCCUGGGAGGACGUGUUCGACGAGUUUAGCUCAGAGGGGAAGAGAUCAGGGAAGUAAGAAAGAAAGGAUCAAAAUGUUUCCCACUAAAAAGAUUUGCUCUCUCACUGAGGUCUCACUGAGGAUUGUUUUUUUUGUUUUUUUUUUCAUUUUCACUUGGUUUUGAUGUAGUGUAUGUGCUGUAUUAGCGAGAAGGUGACACACUUACACUCACACACUGGGUCAAAGCACAAGAUAAAAUUAUCUCAAAAAGAAAACAGUAAGGAUGAUAGAAAGUUUUCAAAAUAUAGAGAUUUUUUGUGGUCUAACCACCAAACGUUGAGUUAAACUAACAAACAGACUUUCCGCAUUUUAGCCUUUGGAACAUUUUCCUUUACGGUUGAGGCUAAGAUAAAAUUAAGUAAAAUAAAAUAAUAUUAUGAAAGUGCACUGCUGCUCUGUGGCAUUUGAUCUUCUAUCACCUGUAAAACAUCACCAUUUCCAUUGUAUGAUCAAGUCUCUCUGGGCAGAGAUGUGGUUAGAGGUGGGUCGUAUUGGAUUUGUGAAAACUUUUAUGCAAAUUGUUGGGAGCUGUGUCCGUAUAUAAGGUACUGUGUUAGUACUAAAUGUGUCAUGAGUUAAAUCUUAUAUAUAAGCUAUAGGUACUGAAUUGUUUGUCAACCGAAUUAGUUAAGGAUUUAAUUUUUUUCUCCAUACAGUUUGACAGCCUUUUAUUCUAGACCAACAUGAAUUAUAAUCUGCAGUUUAGCCUUACACACCACUUCUAUUGUCACCUACUGCUUCAUCCAUCAUGAAGUUCAGAAGUAUGGUUUUGUGAUUAAAAAUAGCUCUGGAUUGUGGUGUGUGGUAACGAGUGUGUUACAAACCUCUCCUUCAUUUGUAAUUGGACAAAGCAGUGAACAGAUUCUUAGGAGUUGAAGCCAAUAAGAUCUAUAGAUCAUUUUAACAUUUCCUUACAAAAGUCCACAGAGAAAAUCGGUAGUGUUUUUGUCAUGGCACACUGGACUUGUAUAAAAAAAAAAACAAUAAUUUUUUUUUGUCUUUAAAAUUGAAAUAGUGACAAGUUCUUGUGCAUGUGGUGCAUGGGUUAAACCAGCGUCUCUUUAAUUUUCCUGACACAAUGUAAAAGAUUCCCCUUAUUUUCAUACAUCAGCUUGGAUGAGGAGUAUGGGAAGGUAAGAACAGAGGUUGAGAGGUUGCUAAAGAUCAACGCAUGUACAUAACAAACCAGCGAAUGCCAACCAGUCCUAACCUGUGACAUUUGCACUUUUAAAGAACCUGUGUACAGAAUAAUUUGUGAAUCUUAAAGUAGGGUCAGAAAAAGUUUUAAAACUGGAAUUUCUUAACCAUCCUAAACAGGUAAUUUUGCUCUUUGCACUACUUAUUUUUUUAAAAAAAUCCUCAUCUUUGUCUUUUUCUCUGAACAGUAUUGCCAAAAAAAAAUAAUUUCUUUAACUUUCUUUCUUUGGAUCUUUUCCUUUCUCUAAGGUCAAAGGCCUUUUCAAGCAAUAUUAAGAUAUUAUCUUAGCUCUAUUGCAUGAUGUGAACAGCAGUUUAAUCAAAGUAAACGGUAAAAUGUUAAUUGUAAAUAUUUUUUUCCCCGUAACAUCAUGUGCUUUGUUGUUAACUGUAACUGGAUUAGAAUGAUUUAAGAUGUUUAUCCAAAAUGACAAUAAAAAAAUAAAUAAAUAAGCA
Messenger RNA from Cynoglossus semilaevis (tongue sole), 2681 nucleotides. It is a transcript of the gene ndfip2, whose product is annotated as Nedd4 family interacting protein 2. The record is from RefSeq and is a predicted model, not a curated record. The transcript has 8 exons. The coding region runs from base 171 to 911 and encodes 246 amino acids. Lineage: Eukaryota; Metazoa; Chordata; Actinopteri; Pleuronectiformes; Cynoglossidae. Gene Ontology annotation, biological process: vacuolar transport; metal ion transport; positive regulation of protein ubiquitination. Gene Ontology annotation, cellular component: perinuclear region of cytoplasm; endoplasmic reticulum; Golgi apparatus. Gene Ontology annotation, molecular function: WW domain binding.